AUGUAAAAUGGAUCAAAUUUACCUACACAGACGGGAGAAGGAAUAGGAAAACCCGGAGUUGAAGCCGUCGGGAAGAGAGAGGACGAGAGAGGGAGAGGGAGAGGGAGAGAGGGAGAGAGAGAUCACGAAGCCCUUCUCUACCUCCAGAUCUCUCUCAGGUCGGUCCAUUUUGUCUUUUUGAUAUGCUUACAGGAGAGAAUGAACCUAUCUCACCAAAGAGAGAAAUAGUCUUUGAUAAUGUGCAGAAAAGUAUUAAUGAGAAUCACAGUAUAGGUUUAAUGGAGCAACCAAUUGCUGAAGAUGACAGAGUAAAUAGUUCUACCAACAUGGAAAAUGGCAUUCAUCACAAUCUUGCUGACAAGGAUGAGAGUGUUGAUGAACUUAGGCAAAUGGUCGUUGAGCUCAGUUUUCAAAAUGAGUACUGGAAAUCACAAUUAGAUCACCUAAAAUCUGAAUUUCGUCCAGAAUGUGCUUCUGAUCAAGAGAGACAUGGUAGAGAAGAUGCAGGAUCUUCAGAGGACGACAACAACCUCCAUGAGCAGAUAAAAUGUUUAUGUAAGGAGAUUCAAGAGAAGAAGGAAACACAAAAGGCAGCAGAGGAUGCUUUGGAGCAUCUCCGUAUAGCCUACUCGGAGGCUGAUGGAAAGGUCCAAGAGUUGUCUGCAAAGUUAAUUGAAGUUCAUCAGAAAAUGGAACAAGAAAUAAAGGAGCGUGAUGAGAAAUAUGUUGAGCUGGAUACCAAGUUUGGAAGGCUUCAUAAACGUGCAAAACAGAGGAUACAAGACAUACAAAAGGAAAAAGAUGAUCUCGAAGCACGCUUUAAUGAAGUUAAUAUGAAACUUGAGCAAGAAUCUUCUCAGCAAGCCUUAGUACAACAGGAACUUGAACGCAGUCGUCAACAGGCUAGUGAAGCAUUGAAAUCAAUGGAUGUUGAAAGGCAGCAAUUAAGAACUGCUAACAGCAAACUUAGAGAUAAUUUUGAUGAGAUGCGUCGCACAUUGGAAGCUAAAGAAAACGCUCUUGAGGCAUUACACCAGUCCAUCUUUGAAAAAGAGCAGAUGUUGGAACAAGUUCGGAGUUCGCUGCAGGCAUCAGAAGAAAAGAGACACACCUCAAUCUCAGAACUUGCUGCUAAGCAUCAAAAGAAAAUAGAAAGUUUGGAGGCACAACUUAGUGAUGCUGUAGCAGAAAGUAGGAAAGCAGCCGAAACAAUUUCUUCUCUCCAGAUCAUCCUUUCUGAGAAAGACUCAAAGAUAGCAGAGUUGGAUGCAGCUUCUACAGGUGAAGCUGUGAGACUUGGAGCUGCAUUGGAGAAAAUGAGGGGAGAACUUAAUCAUCUUAGAGAUGAGCAAAAUAAAGAAAAACAAGACUGGGAAGCAGCAUGCCAUGCUCUUAGAACUAAAUUGGAGGCAUCUGAGAGUAACUCUUUACAGUCUGAGAUUGAAUUAGCUAAAGUGAAAAGUCAAUUGGAACUAGAAUCUUCUACAAAAUACCAAAUGUUGAGUGCAAAAGAAACUGAACUUUUAGUUGUGAAGGACGAGGUGAAGCGACUUGAAGAAGAUUUUUCUGCAUAUAAGGUCCGUGCCCAUGCACUUCUCCAGAAAAAAGAUGCUGAGCUAGCUGAAGCUAAGAACUCAAAAAUGCUCUUGUCUCUUGAGCAAGCUUUGAAGGAAGCUGAAACAGAAAUAGCUUUAGCAUUAAUGGAAAGGGACAAAGCUACUCAAGCUCUUGAAGAUGCUUUGAAAGAACAUGUUAAAGAGAUCAAUGCAAGGGAUGUUGUGCUUGAUGAUGUCAAUAGUCAAUUAAGAAGUAUAACUAUCAAGCUUGAGGCUACUACUGCCCAGUAUAUGUCAGACAAAGAUAUGUGGCAGAACAAACUGGAUAGUAUGGAAGAAAGUUGGAGAGUGAAAUAUAAAACCUUGGAAUCUCAAAAGGUUGAACAUUUUGGAGAUCAUUUACAAAAUGAGGUGGAUGAUCUUAAGAAACGUUAUGAGCAGCUGAAGGAAGAACAUGAUGUAUUUCGUGAUAUUGCGGAAAGAACAAUUGAAGAAAAAGAUAAGGAAAUAGCUAAGCAAAUAGAAGAUAAUAAGAAUCUUCGUCUCUCAUUGGAAUCAAAUCGUCGAGUUGCAAAUAGUGAGACACAUAAUGAAGUUUCUCAAAAGCAGGAUGCACAAUCCUCGAGCAUUGCAGUGGCUGAACAGCAAAUACUGCUUCUAGCUAGGCAACAAGCUCAGAGGGAGGAAGAGCUUGCUCAGUCGCAAAGACAUAUUUUAGCACUUCAAGAAGAGAUUGAAGAGCUUGAGCGUGAAAAUCGUCUUCAUAGUCAACAGGAAGCAAUGUUAAAGGAGGAACUUCGGAACAUGGAUAGAUCAAACAAACGGGAAGGAAUUGAUAUGAUGUAUCUGAAAAAUGUCAUCUUAAAACUGCUAGAAACUGGUGAAGUGGAAGUAUUGCUUCCGGUGGUUGCAACAUUAUUACAAUUUAGCCCUGAAGAGAUACGGAAAUGUCAACAAGCAUACCGCUCCUCUAAUGAUUUCAUCUCCAGUCCAGCUGCAGCUUCAUAUUCGGAUGCAUCUACACCAAAGUCAUCUCUCUUCUCUAGAUUUUCAUUCUAGUGAGACCGUGGCAUUCUUUUUGUUCACCAUCACCCGAUAAUUACAGAGAGCUGCCUUGUAUUAUCUUCUAAGUGUUCCAUGCUGUUUCAAGGAAUUCCAAAGGAACCAGUUUGUGACCAUCGUUGCUGUACCUAUUUGUGUAUAUAACCCAUUACCAAAAGCUAAAAAUGGAACCGGUUUUUUCCUUCUCA
This is a messenger RNA of Zingiber officinale, 2806 nucleotides long. Its product is annotated as protein GRIP-like. The coding region runs from base 183 to 2615 and encodes 810 amino acids. NCBI's taxonomy places the organism in Eukaryota, Viridiplantae, Streptophyta, Magnoliopsida, Zingiberales, Zingiberaceae. Gene Ontology annotation, biological process: reciprocal meiotic recombination. The record is from RefSeq and is a predicted model, not a curated record. The transcript is spliced from 22 exons.